AUGGAGGUGGUCGAGUUAGAAGAGAGCGUGGUCGAUAUGGACGUAAUCGACGACAUCGAUCUCAUGGGGUGUGGCCAUUACUUCUAUUCUGAUUACUCGAGCUCGAUUCUAUACUCAGACUGUACGGUCCUUAUUCAGAAUCUUUUAGGGAAUCAGACUGUCCACACCCGAGGUCCAGGGUACAUGAUAGUCCCGGUCGUCUUCGGGAUCAUCACCGUGGUCGGCCUGAUAGGAAACCUGUGCGUUAUCUUGAUCAUAGCAAGGAAUAAGGCCAUGAGAAGCGUCACCAACUUCUUCAUCAUGAACAAUGCCGUCAGCGAUAUGAUGUUCCUGCUCGUCUGUGCUCCGAUCACCGCCUCGACCUUCGCCUUGCCGACCUGGAUCUAUGGCGAUUUCAUGUGCAAGGCUGUAGUCUACAUGCAGUACGAUUUCCUCUGA
Molecule: messenger RNA, 438 nt
Organism: Strongylocentrotus purpuratus (purple sea urchin)
Lineage: Eukaryota; Metazoa; Echinodermata; Echinoidea; Camarodonta; Strongylocentrotidae
Product: kiSS-1 receptor-like
Exons: 2
Coding region: 1-438 (145 amino acids)
Biological process (GO): G protein-coupled receptor signaling pathway
Cellular component (GO): neuron projection; plasma membrane
Molecular function (GO): neuropeptide receptor activity; neuropeptide binding
Source: RefSeq, a predicted model, not a curated record